GGUAUAGAAGAUCGAGCAGGAGAGAAAAGGCGCGCGCGGUAAAAGGAGCAAGAAAGCACGAGAAAAAGCGAGCAAGCGAGAAAGAAAUCAAGGAAGUAACGCGUGAGUUACGUCACGCGCGUUCCGUGAAACUCUAGCCAGGAUUGGUCAAAUGAGCGGUUUUGUUUGUGAGCCAACCUAUCAGAGAGCUCGUUAGACAGGAAGGAUGUUUGUACGGUCGCCUGGAGGCGCAGCCAUGUUGGGAACAUUAGAAGGGAACCAACACCACAACCAGAAAGACGGGAACAUCUAGGUUCGGCAGCGGCGUGUCUUAACACCUUAACACCACCACCAUGGCUGACCCGGAAAAACAGCCCGAACAACCAAAGGCUGGCCAGCAGAAGCUGAUCAUCGCUAACAAAGUGACCGGGACUGUGAAGUGGUUCAACGUGAAGAGUGGGUAUGGAUUCAUCAACAGGAAUGACACCAAGGAAGACGUGUUUGUUCAUCAAUCAGCCAUCGUGAAGAACAAUCCGAGAAAGGCUGUACGCAGUGUCGGUGAUGGAGAAGUUGUCGAAUUUGACGUGGUAAUAGGCGAAAAAGGUCACGAAGCGGCCAACGUUACUGGUCCAUCCGGGGAAGCAGUAAAAGGUUCGCCUUAUGCUGCCGAUAAGCGACGCGGAUAUCGCGGAGGUCAUUGGUACAUCAGUCAAAGACGUGGGAACACUCGAACUCAACGCAGACCUAGAGAAGGUCAGGAUGGUUAUGAAACUGGUGAGGGUAAGACCGGGGACGAAGGAAACGUCGGCGAGGGUGGCGGACAACAACGACGUUACAGAGUUCGACGACAGUACGACGGCUACUAUCGUGGAUCACGCCGUUCUGGUCCGUCCGCGCAACAGCAAGGGGAUAACUCUGGCGAAGGUGGCGAGCAAGGUGGCGAGACUGGCGGUGACGGUGGCGUGCCACGUGGUGGCGGCCGUGGACGCGGAGGACCUUCUCGUCGUUACUUCCGCCGUAAUUUCCGUGGAGGAAGAGGUGGCGGACCUCCGCGUCGUCCUCGUAGCCAGGACGGCCAAGUAAAAUCGGAGCAGAAGUCGGAUGCACCUAAAGAUAAGGAUGCACUUGUCGAUGUCCCUGCUCCACAGGAAAGUCAGCCGGUCCAAAACACCACCACCGAAAGCACCGCUUAACCACAAGAGUAAUGGUACCACUACAACAAAAACACUCCUUUUAAUAUAUAACACCAACACCCGUUAUACACUGAAGCAACAGCAUCGACAACAACCGCAGCAGCAACAAUGUAACAUAACAAUUGAAAAAGUUAAAAAAAAAAAAAAAA
This is a messenger RNA of Apis florea (little honeybee), 1321 nucleotides long. It is a transcript of the gene yps, whose product is annotated as Y-box binding protein ypsilon schachtel. Gene Ontology annotation, molecular function: nucleic acid binding. The record is from RefSeq and is a predicted model, not a curated record. NCBI's taxonomy places the organism in Eukaryota, Metazoa, Arthropoda, Insecta, Hymenoptera, Apidae.